Molecule: messenger RNA, 186 nt
Organism: Pyrenophora tritici-repentis Pt-1C-BFP
Lineage: Eukaryota; Fungi; Ascomycota; Dothideomycetes; Pleosporales; Pleosporaceae
Source: RefSeq, a predicted model, not a curated record
AUGGGUUUGUUCGAGGCAGGCGGCGGCGGUGGAUUUUGUCAGAGAUUGACCGAGCAGACAAGGUCUAAGAUUGCCAAGACCCGCUGGCGCAAUCGUGGGCUCGUUUUGCAGGCUGUACCUAAGAACAGCCCACACCAAGGCGGGACCAGUUGUGUGUCCAGCUGCAUCCGCAAGCCUGGUGUUUAG